AUGGGAAAUGCUUGGAGCUCACUAAAAGAGAAGCGAAAGGAGAAAAAGGAAUUAAAGAGGUAUUUUCAUCGCUUUUAUUUCAGUAUCCUCAACCGUUUGCUUAUGUUCCCGGAGUUAACGCUUUCUGCCAAUGAAGUCCCCACCCUCAUCAAAUAAGCGCCACACGACGAACAAUCUGGGGACAAUUUAUCCAAAGCGCAAAACGAUGUUCCGGACAAAUAUCCUCAUCUAUAGAGACUAAACUAGUACUGAUCCAUAUUUUAUUUAUCCCUAGGAGAGAGAAAACCUAUAGAAUUUUAACAGCAUCAGCUGAAAGAGAACGCAUAUCAAAAAGAAAGAAACAACUGGAACAAGAAAUCGAACUCAUCGAGAGAAAAAUUUACCUGGAGAAAAUGAUGCACAUUGCCAGAAAAAGAAACAGUAGACCUCAAGUGCGAAGAGUAAUUGCCCGGUACGAGAGUUUCUAAUUUAUAUGUGACUAAAACUUCAUCAACUAUGCUUGUUUGUUGAUUUAAUCACAAGUGUUCGUUUAAAACCAGUGUUGACCGGCCGGUCAAUUUCACACUUCUGUCAGUCCCAAGAAACAAACUGAAACAAAAACCACAGAAACUACAUCAGAAACGUAAAGUUAACUGACUUGGUCCCAGUAUUGCUCUCCAAAGAGGUAUAACAGAUGACAUUGCGAAAACCGUACAGUUCUGGGCAGGGGCCAUGGGUUUGGCCUCAUUCCACAAAAUGUUAAUACACCUAAGCUUUGACAGAUUGUGCUCGCAAAAGAAGCAUAAUAACUCUAUGAUAUUUAUGCUAGUUUUUGUAAAUGACUUUCAUUUUAGCAAAAAAUGGAGAAAUUAUGCUUCUAUGUUCAUAAUUCAUUGUCUGAGUUCUCUAAAAACUAAAACAAUUAACAAUCAGCACGUGGACGCCAUCAAUGGUAAUCACUGUAAUUAUGCGCGUACAAAGCUAGAGUUCUGGGUCACAACUGCUUGUCACUGGUCACUGGACCAAGCCCCAUGAAUGACAUGAAUGAGACAAUAAGCAGACCAAAAACUAGUGUGCUUCACAACCGUUUCUAGUGUCGUCACGCAAAGCUCACGUGACGACACUAAAAACGGCUGUAUAGUAUAGCAACUGACUAAUCAAAAACUGAUUUUGUUGCCAAAAAUUUGCCUGUAAAAAUAACUACUGAUCGGGAGCUUUUUUGGAAAACAGGUGAAAAUCAUGCUCGUGCUUGAAGAAUUAUGCCAAAACGUAUGCUAGCACCGAUCAAAGCCUGAAUACACCUCAGAUCAGAAUACGUUGUACCAAGUGGUUUUUAGCUUUGCACGGGUUUUCCUCAGCUUUCGAUCCUUCUCCUAAAUUUUCCCUGUGGGUUACAAUCUAAGGUUUGCCGCGUGAAGUUCUGUUGGUCCUUCCUCUACGCAUGUCCGAUCCAGUUCAAUUUCCUUCCUCUGAUUGUGACUUCAGUCCACUCGACUUGUCCUUUCCCACAGCAUGUUCCUCAUUGUAAAUGGCUCUUUGUCAAGACACCCCUGAGUCUCUAUCUUUUGAUAAUCGUCUUUUAAUCGUCUAUUACAGGCCAUCCCAAGGCAGUAAUCCGUCAACAAAGCAAACACAUUUAGCAGAGGUUUAUUCCAGAGUCCCUUCAGCCAAGAGUCCAGUUCUUGGGGGAUUUCACAGCAAGAAUGGUCCACAAGCACAGUGUACAACCUGCUCAUAUCGGCUUUAUCUUAAAGAUGCUACCAAAGGCCCCGUAGACCUAUAA
This is a messenger RNA of Porites lobata, 1762 nucleotides long. Lineage: Eukaryota; Metazoa; Cnidaria; Anthozoa; Scleractinia; Poritidae. The record is from the annotation of a GenBank genome assembly.